This is a messenger RNA of Lingula anatina, 2870 nucleotides long. Its product is annotated as fasciculation and elongation protein zeta-2. Lineage: Eukaryota; Metazoa; Brachiopoda; Lingulata; Lingulida; Lingulidae. Gene Ontology annotation, cellular component: axon; cytoplasm. The record is from RefSeq and is a predicted model, not a curated record.
UAGAAAAUCAAAUGAAUAAUUUAGUCUACCGAAAUGAAGUGAACAUUUCUUGACAAACCAAUGCAAAUCAAGCAGUUGAAACAACGCUCUUAAAAGUGUUUGUGGCAUUCAUAAAACUUGGUCAUAGAAUUCUAUUUCAAGACAGGAUUGUUAAAUUGGCAUCGUGUCUAAAAUGCAUUCGUUUCCCUUAUGUUCGUCUAAAUGUAUUCGCUUCUUUGUUCUUUAUGAUUCCGAUGACCUCAUUGGGAAGAGCUGACGAUUGGAAACAUGGCGGAGCUGCAGUUUGAAGCUCCACUCGCAAAGUUCGAAAGCGACGAGUGGAAUGAAUUCAAUGACUUUCAAACCGCUUCAGAUCUUGAAAACUCAAAUAAAACAACAGGAAGUGUGGACAAUCGGAUAGAACGAGAAUCGGUGGACAAUUUUAAUGAAACUUUAUCAGGAUCUUUAGAAGAUCUGGUGAACUCUUUUGAUGAAAAGAUUACCAAAUGUUUCAAAAAUUAUGACGAGAAGGUAGAAAAAUUCGCCCCAGUACAGAUUCGAAGCCAAGAAGAAAUAAUGAAUGAUUGUCAAAUGUGGUGGACCAUCACAGGAAAUUUUGGGAACAUUCUACCAAUUGAUUGGUCCAAAACAUACACACGGCAGCUGCACACCAAGGCUUUAAAACUGGAUGAAAAAAGGGACUGUGACUCUCCUGACUUGGAUCUCUCAGAAGAUGAAGAGUUACAACAUGACUUUGACUUGCAUUCCCUCAUUGUCUCCAGUCUCCAACAGGAGCCAAUGUUCACUGCAGCUGAAGUGAUCAAGGAAAUAGAGGACAUGAUGUUGGAAGGGGAAGACUCUGGAGCUGCACUGACACCUUCAGAUGUGGACAUGUUGUCACCCAUGUCAUCAGAACUAUUGCAUUUCAAAACAAAUCCUGAUGGAACUACAGAAAAUGUGGAAGAUAAGCAUCCAGUUCCUAGUGAGACAGCGCCACCUCCUAGUGUUCAGAAUGAAGGAUUGAAGAAUUUAUCCCUUGGUGCUUUGAACGAGCUGUAUGAAGAACUAGAGUGUGCAGUCAAAACUUACUCCGAAACUCUGAUAAAUGAGCUUGCACUAAGAGAUGAGCUUGAAUAUGAAAAGGAGCUGAAAAACACCUUCAUUUCACUGGUCUUGAAUGUUCAGAGAAAGAAGAAAGACUCCCAGACAGAAAAAAAGAAAAAUGCCAACAGUAUGAAAAAGGUGAAGGGAAAUAAUGAGGCCGAACCAGGCGCGUACUUGACGACCAUUGUCCCUUACCAUGCAGGAAUGGGAACACCCACCAAUGAACAACUCCAAAUCUACAUAAAAUUACUACAAGCUAUCUUAGAAGAUGGUCCUGCAGUUCCAGGCCUACUGACAGAUUACAUACUUAAAGUCCUAUGUCCAACCUAGAAAUGGACAGAUCAAGAUCCAAGAUGCUGGCAGUGAGAACAACUCCAAGAUUACAAAGGACCUGUGUGGCAGACCUCAAAAUGAUAUCAUGGCUUUUACUUAUCUGUAGUUCUUAGUGUAAUACAUGUCUGCCUUUUGUAUCAUAUCAUGUAAAACUUGUCAUGGCCAUUGGAACUGUGGAGAUAUUAAAACUGAUUAAAAUAAGUGGUGGACUGCAACUUUAGUGCCAAACAUCCAAAUGUACUGAAUAAUUGCCAGUUUUUAACUCCACUGAUCUAAACUUGCAGAAAAUAAAGCUUGUUUUGAUAUUCCAAUUGUCUUUAUGAUACAGGCUAUUAAGUUUUUCAAGCAAAUUCCAUUGUAGAUUAAAUAUAAACCAGUAGUAGUUGGGAAAAUGUUUCCAAUGAAAUAGUAGCCCAUAUGUAUCAAAUCCAGUAUUUGAUGCCAGAGUCAUAUUCUCUGUAUUUUGUGUUCUCUUACUCAUUUCAGGAUUCUAGCUGAUGUUGUCACUUUUAUAAUAAAUUUAAGAGCUGUAGGCUUAUGUUUUAUAUACACACUUUAGAUCAUCCGACAUUUUAUCUGCCAAAUUUUUAUUGGCUCCUUGAUGGACAUUUGAUUUUUUAUUGACAUUGUAUGAUAACAGUACUUUUAAAAACUAUAUAUCAACCAGCCUGUUCUUUGUUGAUUUGCUGUUUAAAGUAUUUGUAUUUGAUAUCAAGUAGUAUUUAUGACAGGGCUCAUGUGCAUAGCUGUAGCAUUAUGAUAUUGUGAUGGUAGUACCAGAUUUAAUUAGGACCUUUUUGUACAUAAUUGAGCUUUUUACAGUUGCAAAAACUGCUUUUAUAUACCUACACAAAUGUGUUCAUUGUAAAAUGUAUGUAAUGUUUAUGUGAAUUUUAAGUGUUCUGUGAUUUUUUGCUUUGGAGAUCAUAUGUUGUUUUUCUCUAUAAACCCAAACUAUUAUGGCACAAAAUACUUACAUAAUAUUUAAUUGUUUGUAAAUACUCAGUGUAAGACUCAGCUUAGAUUAGUGUAUUUCAUCAAAUCAUUGGAAACUAUGGUACAUAGCACAGGAGACGUGAAUAUUUCAGAGUUGUACAAGGUUAAAACUGUGGUUCAGUAACUUGUGGAAGAGGUCAAGUAACUUGUAACUUUGCUUUAAAAGAACAGCCUGGAGGUAAAUGAAGCUGGUGCUCUAAGAUAAGCAUGGAAAUAUAUAAACAAAUACUUGGAUCAAUACAAAAUGGUGUGAAAGUGAUCUUUUCAUCAAUGAUAUUACCCAUGCUACCAGUUCUUAUGCCAGAAGUCGAAAUCAAGAUAGAACGAUUGGAACUGGGAGUGAUUUAAUGUAACCAAUGUGGUCAGUUAGAUAAGAUGUAUUUCAAGUGCAAUAUGUUUGGUGUACUCAGUGCUAAUUAACUUAAUAAAAGUGUUGUCAAAAAUGAAAAAAUGAAAAA